AGGAUAUUCAUGUUAGCAGCUAAGAAGAGGUGGUAAAUAAGCAGUAUUAGAAUGAGAGGGGGGAUGGACACCCUGCAAGAGCCUGCUAAUAAUAAUAAUACCAGCAAAGAAAAUCCUUCUCUCCUCUCUAAUGGCGGCACCAAUCCUAAGCAGGAGUCGCCGAGAAGUCUGGCUACGGCGGUGGUGGCGGCGAGCGACAGGCUGAAGAGAGACGAGUGGAGCGAAGGGGCGGUGUCGAGCCUGCUGGAAGCUUACGAGGCGAAAUGGGUGCUUCGGAACCGAGCCAAGCUGAAGGGGCAGGAUUGGGAGGACGUGGCGCGGCACGUGUCGGCGCGUGGGAACUCGACGAAAUCGGCAAAGACGCAGACGCAGUGCAAGAACAAGAUCGAGUCGAUGAAGAAGCGGUACCGGUCGGAAUCCGCCACCGCCGCCGACGCCUCGUCGUGGCCGCUCUAUUCUCGCCUCGAUCUCCUCCUCCGCGGGAAUAAUGCUCCCUCUCAUCAGCCUCCGCCGGCUCUUCUUCCCCCGCCACCGCCUCCUCCUCCGCCUCCGCCGCCGCAGCCGACUUCCAGAGUCGCUAACGCGCAGUUUAUUAUGGCGCCGGAGCCGCCGCUCCUUACACCGCCUCCUCCUCCGCCAGCUCCUCCGCCGUCCCUGGUUGUCCCUUUAGGAAAUGCCGGCCAUCAUUCCCACGGUUCCGACGGUUAUAUUCGUGGAGCAAAGGAGGACGUUAUGCAAGAGAAGUUAUCGGAAAACAUGGCGUCGGAGAAGAACAUGGCGACGGACACGGACAGCAUCAGCACGCCGGCGCUGUACAGGAACGAGAAGGAGGAGGCGAAAGAAGCGGCGGCGGCGGCGAACAAGCUGAGAUCAUCCACGGAGAGAAUGAAGAACAAGAGGCGAAAACGGAGCCUCGGCGGCGGCGGAGGCGGGAGGGACCGCAAUUGGGAGGUGGCGGAGAGCAUACGGCUGCUGGCGGAGGUGGUGGCGCGUACGGAGGAAGCGCGGACGGAGGCGAUGAGAGAAGUGGAGAGAAUGAGGGCUGAGGCGGAGCUGAAGAGGGGAGAAAUGGAGCUGAAGAGGACGGAGAUCAUCGCCAACACUCAGCUGGAGAUCGCAAAGCUUUUUGCCAGCUGCCUUGCCAGUAACAACAACAACAACACCAAUAAUAAUAAGGGAGUCGUCGAUCCUUCGCUCAGAAUUGGAAGAAGCUGAUGAGCUGAUAGAAAAAGACUUUAGUUUGAUUUUCUUUUUUUUUUUUAGGCAAAAAAAUAACAUGGAUUCUUGGUCUUUUUGAUCAUAUAAAUGGCCCAUCAUUAUCAACCAAUUAUGAUAUUUGUAAGCUAAACAUCAAUUUGGAAACAUAUAUAUAUUUCUUUUCAUGGUAUUGAUGAUUAAUAUAAUAACCUAAUUAUAUUUUCA
Molecule: messenger RNA, 1422 nt
Organism: Ipomoea triloba (trilobed morning glory)
Lineage: Eukaryota; Viridiplantae; Streptophyta; Magnoliopsida; Solanales; Convolvulaceae
Product: trihelix transcription factor ASIL2
Exons: 2
Coding region: 52-1215 (387 amino acids)
Cellular component (GO): nucleus
Molecular function (GO): transcription cis-regulatory region binding
Source: RefSeq, a predicted model, not a curated record